This is a messenger RNA of Colossoma macropomum (tambaqui), 2740 nucleotides long. RefSeq names its product glutamate dehydrogenase 1a (gene glud1a). The transcript has 13 exons. Bases 200 to 1831 code for a protein of 543 amino acids. Gene Ontology annotation, cellular component: mitochondrion. Gene Ontology annotation, molecular function: L-glutamate dehydrogenase (NAD+) activity. NCBI's taxonomy places the organism in Eukaryota, Metazoa, Chordata, Actinopteri, Characiformes, Serrasalmidae. The record is from RefSeq and is a predicted model, not a curated record. Gene Ontology annotation, biological process: L-glutamate catabolic process.
CCCAGAGUGAGGUGGGGACUCAGCACUGCUCGCUUUUUAACAACAGCCACUGUUUAGCUAUAGAUGGUGUGUGCCAGUUCAGCACUGAGCAGAGAGGGCGAAGGAAGAGGACUUUCAUUUCUUCUCCUCCCUAUCACGCCCGGUAACAGCAAACCCAGCGAGAUUUCCUCGACUAUCUAGCCUCUCUGUGCCCUGAGACAUGUACAGGUAUCUGGGGGAGCUGCUUACCCGGGCAGCCGGCAGCGGCGCCUUGGCCUCGGGCUGCGCCGACGCGGGGCUGCCGGCAUCAGCCUCCCUGCUUCGGCUUCAGCGCUACAGCCAGGCCGUGGACAAAGAGGAUGACCCGAACUUCUUCAGGAUGGUGGAGGGCUUCUUCGACCGAGGUGCGGCGAUAGUCGAGGACAAACUCGUGGAGGGUUUGAAGACCAGAGAGACGCCGGAGCAGAAGAGGCACCGAGUGAGGGGAAUCCUGAAGAUCAUUAAACCGUGCAACCACGUCCUGGCCGUCUCCUUCCCCCUGAAGCGCGAUAACGGGGAGUGGGAGAUUGUAGAGGGCUACAGGGCCCAGCACAGCCAGCACAGGACUCCCUGCAAAGGGGGUAUUCGUUACAGCACAGAGGUGUCUGUUGAUGAAGUGAAAGCUUUGGCUUCUUUGAUGACAUACAAAUGUGCUGUUGUCGAUGUACCUUUUGGAGGAGCGAAAGCUGGAGUGAAGAUCAACCCCAAGAAUUACUCUGACAAUGAGCUGGAGAAAAUCACAAGACGCUUCACCAUUGAGCUGGCAAAGAAGGGAUUUAUUGGGCCUGGCAUUGAUGUCCCUGCUCCUGACAUGAGCACUGGAGAGAGGGAGAUGUCCUGGAUUGCUGACACAUACGCAAACACCAUGGGCCACCACGACAUCAACGCUCAUGCUUGUGUGACGGGAAAGCCUAUCAGUCAGGGUGGAAUCCACGGCAGAAUCUCAGCCACCGGCCGAGGAGUCUUUCACGGCAUUGAGAACUUUGUCAAUGAGGCUGCUUACAUGAGUCAGCUGGGCUUGACUCCUGGCUUUGGAGACAAGACUUUUGUUAUUCAGGGCUUUGGUAAUGUGGGCCUGCACUCCAUGCGUUACCUGCACCGCUUUGGGGCCAAAUGUGUGGGAAUAGGAGAGCUGGAUGGAAGCAUCUGGAACCCUAGUGGCAUUGACCCCAAAGAGCUGGAGGACUACAAACUGGCCCAUGGUACUAUUGUAGGCUUUCCCAAGGCCACACCCUACGAGGGCAGCAUCUUGGAGGCAGACUGUGAUAUUUUGAUCCCUGCUGCCAGCGAGAAACAGCUGACCAGGAACAACGCCAGCAGGGUCAAGGCUAAGAUCAUUGCUGAAGGAGCCAAUGGCCCCACCACCCCUGAAGCUGACAAGAUAUUCCUUGAAAGGAACAUUAUGGUUAUUCCUGACAUGUACCUGAAUGCUGGCGGUGUGACUGUCUCCUACUUUGAGUGGCUUAAGAACCUGAACCACGUUAGCUAUGGAAGAUUGACCUUCAAAUAUGAGAGAGACUCCAAUUACCACCUGCUCAUGUCAGUGCAGGAGAGUCUGGAGAGGAAGUUCGGGAAGCAUGGUGGAUCCAUACCUGUUGUCCCCACCUCUGAAUUCCAGGCCAGGAUUGCUGGAGCGUCUGAGAAGGACAUUGUGCAUUCUGGACUUGCUUACACCAUGGAGCGCUCUGCCAGGCAAAUCAUGCGCACUGCCAACAAGUACAACCUGGGGCUGGACCUGCGGACAGCAGCCUACGUCAACGCCAUUGAGAAAGUCUUUAAAGUGUACAAUGAGGCUGGCCUCACUUUUACAUAAGCAGCUGUCUCGGUGCAUCUGCAUGUCUUUAUGUCUGUCUGUCCAUAUGUACAAACUGUCUACAUCUCACCUGACUCUUCCCAAGCCAAAUACCACCUUCACAUCUUAAGAGUUUACAUUACAUAUAUUAGUAUGUACUGUUUAUAUACGCACACAGCUUUAGCCUCAUUUACUUAUUUUAUUAUCGAAAGUUACUCACGGCUUUUAUCCAAGCCGUAAAGUCAAAGCUGCUUUUCUCUCUCAUGAUGCUGUCACCACUACCCUAGUCUGACUGUAAUACCUUGACAAAAAACACCAAAAAUGGCUAGUUUUUGUACCUUAUAAUGCACCUUUUUAUUUUACACUGUAUUCUGUGGGGUUGUAUUCAGAGGAGUCUUAACACCAGCUGUUUGAGCAUAUCAGAUACAAAGACCUGUUAAGCCUUAAUGUCGCAGCAGCACUCUGUAAAGCACUAGUGCUUCUGUUUUCCACGUCUUUGUGUUUUCAGCACUCACCCAAAAAGUGUCAUGCAAAUAGUCAACAAGGAGGGCAAAUGCAUGAAAGAUGACUUACUCAGGCUUUUCAUAUGUUACCAAAGUUGCGCAGAAACAUAUUUAUCUUCACCCUGAUGGCUUAAUCACUUUAUUAUCAGAAUAAAAUUGAAUUAUGGUGCUCUUUUGCCUAACAGGGAGCUGAUCAUCUCUUUAUCCAAAUGCUUCCGUUCUUAAUGGUGUGGACCAGGUCUUAAUGAUUAAUGUGCUGAAUUUAUGCAACUUGUAUGUAUUUGGAAGGGAUUAUAUUUGGGAACAAAGGGUUUAUUUCUGUGUCAGGUUAGCACUGAGUGUGAAAGAGUUCUUGGAUUAAUUUGGACAGAGGGGGAGAGUUUAUAUGGCCUUGUUUAAGAUAAAAUAAAAUCAAAUUUAAACACAA